Erigeron canadensis is the source of this 1522-nucleotide messenger RNA. RefSeq names its product leucine-rich repeat extensin-like protein 3. The coding region runs from base 71 to 1522 and encodes 483 amino acids. The transcript has a single exon. Gene Ontology annotation, molecular function: protein binding. Lineage: Eukaryota; Viridiplantae; Streptophyta; Magnoliopsida; Asterales; Asteraceae. The record is from RefSeq and is a predicted model, not a curated record.
AAAUAUAUACUGACAGUACUCUUUCCAUCUUAAAACAAACACACAUAUAUACAUAUAUAACUUGUGCCUAAUGGAACCACGGUUCCACCCUCCUCGUCGCCUUUGGUUUCCAUCGCGCCACGUUCUCUAUACCAUCUUUUUCUUUCUUAUUGUUCACCAAAUGCCGGCCCGUGGUGAAGAUCCUAGUUUUGUUUGUGACCCGUCUCUUGAUUUUGAAAACGGACGAAUAAAAAAUGCUUACAUUGCAUUACAAGCGUGGAAGGCGUCCAUAGUGUCUGACCCACAUGGUGUGACUAAAAGCUGGAUUGGUUCAGAUGUAUGCAACUAUACCGGCGUGUUCUGUUAUCAAUCACUUGAUAAUCCCAAACAACGAACUGUGGCUGGUAUAGACCUGAACCAUCAAGAUCUAGCUGGAAAACUUCCUGACCAUUUAGGUUUGUUAUAUGAUCUGGGUAUUUUUCAUAUAAAUUCUAAUCGUUUUUGUGGGACGCUCCCACGAAGUUUCUUGAAUUUCAAGAUACUUUUUGAGCUAGAUAUAAGCAACAAUAGAUUUGCUGGAAACUUUCCAGAGUUUAUUUUGAGGCUUCCUGAGCUUAGAUAUCUUGACAUUCGGUUUAAUGAGUUUGAAGGUAAGCUUCCUGAAGACAUUUUUAACAAGAAUCUUGAUGCUAUACUUAUUAAUAACAAUAGGUUUUCAGCUAGUAUUCCUGAAAACAUAGGGAAUUCGCGUGCUUCUGUGAUAGUUAUCGCAAAUAACAAGUUUUCAGGAUGUUUUCCAUCUAGUAUAACAAAUAUGUCAGGGAAUUUAGACGAGCUGAUCUUGAAAAACAACGGGUUUGAUUCUUGUUUUCCUGAAACGAUCGGGAAAUUGAAGAACUUAACUGUGUUGGAUUUGAGUUUUAACAGGAUUAAAGGCGAGUUCCCUAAAAGCAUUGGGGAAUUGGAGAAUUUGGAGGUUUUGAAUGUAGCUCAUAAUAUGUUAUCAGGAAAUAUUCAUGAUAGUGUGUGUUUGCUUCCUAAUUUGGAUACGUUUAGAUACGAAUAUAACUUCUUUGUGAACCAAACAGAAAGUUGUUUGGAUUUUGCCGGUUUUGAUGAUAAAAGGAAUUGUUUUAAGGAUAGGCCAGAACAAAGAACAAGAUCACAGUGUGAGAGGUACUUAUCUCAGCCACUUAAUUGUAGCACUCUUGAGUGUGGACUGCCCGUUCCUCCACCGUUACCACCACCUUUAUCUCCGUCUCCAUCACGAUCUCCGCCAUCAUUUCCAUCUCCAUCAUCAUCAUCUACACCACGACCGUCACCUACUCCUACCCCGACACCUUCAACUUCUACACCAACGCCAACGCCAAAGCCAGUACUAUCACCAGGACCAUCAUUAGCUCAACCACCACCACCACCAAUCCCUUCUAUUUGUCCACCAUGUGACCAAGCACCAACACCAUGUCCAAAUGCUCCAUCACCAAGUAGCCAACUGCUAGGACCUUCACAAUCACCGUCUCCAAGUGGAGAAAACAAUGCUUAG